UGUAUAUAUUAAUUCGCCUAAUAAAAGCAUAUUAUAAACAUUUUGAUCAAUAACAUGUUCAACACAUACUUAUUUUAAUAGUGUAAAAGCUUUCAUUGUAAACUGGUUCAACCAGUUUUGUGUGUGAAUUAAGUGCGCAUAUGCGUCAUUAGUGCAUUUGAUUGCCGUCAAGUGUAGUUCGUUGCACGUUGUUGCAUGUUACAGUUUAGUUGCAGUGUGGUGCGUGUAUUUGUAUUUUUUUUUUGUACUGCAAUUGACGGAAUUGAAGCAAUAGGAAUUAUCCUCCAUCCAAUGUACUCUGGAUAUGUUUUCAUAAGAAAUAUGCGGUGCAGCAUUGUCUCUAAGAAAUAUUGUUUGGUUUUUAGAGAUUUGCACAACAUUAUAUGAGAUUAAAAUAAACAUUGGCAACAUGAGAAAAUAUUACCAAGCUGCUCUAGCUGUGACUGCAGUAUUAAGUCUCAUAUCUCUGCUCAUCUAUAGACAUGAAUAUAAUAGAUUGAGAUAUGUCUUAGAAGUUUUUAAUUAUUUUGGUAAGCCUGGACCAAGACUGGAUACAAAUUGCACAAAUUUUAAUCUGACAUUUACCACAUUCAACCCAAAAUUUGACGAACCAAUUCCUUCUUGGCAACGCUUGGAGGAUGAUCUAUAUGUAUAUUCUGCAUAUAGUAUUAAUCACAAGGAGAUACGGGCAGUUGGACUUGGAACUAUAAAUAGUAUUUUAAAUGUACAAUGUCUUGUCUUCUUCGAGAGUGAGAGUAAACCUAUAUUAGGAAUAUUUAAAUUUAUUCCAAUAGGUAAUUCAAUUAACACAAAUGAAGAAGACAAUUUAAGAGGAUAUCAUUUUGUUUGCACGCACACAAGUAAUGAAACUCCUACUGGUAUAACAUUUGUUACGAAGUCUAACAAAUAUCUCAAUUACGCACCCAUCUUUCCCAUAAAAAUGCAGCCGCAGAACUCGAUUCACAGUCGAAUAGGAGUAUGCGUGAUGCAGUCAUCGAUGAAGCCAACGCGAUCGAUAGAUAUGAUAAGCUUCAUCAGCUUUCACGCGUUGAUUGGAAUGGAUAAUUUCAUCAUAUAUGAUUCUGGAAUUUCAAACGAAUUCAAUACUAAACUAAAGGAAAUGGCUAAUGAUCCAACAUCAUUUUGGAAGUUUACAUACACUGUCAUACCAUGGAAUUUCCCUUUCACGGAGAUUGAUCAGAAUUUCAUCAGAGAAAUCGUCGAGAUAGAUUGCUUAUAUCGCACAUAUAACAAUGUCGCUUACGCCAUUACUCUCUCAUGGAACGAAUAUGUAGUUUUGAAAUUUCAUCACGCAACAAUCGAUUUAGUUACGGAUUUCAAACGAUUCCAGAUGUCAGCUGAUCGCUACAAACUGAAAACUGCAACUUUCUGCACACAACAAGCUGAUGACAAACAAUACGUCGAUUCUCCAUUGAUGGUGUUGAAAAAGACGAAGUCUAAUAUGGACAGUUUGAACGAUCAUUUUAUUUAUAUGCACAAACCGCAUGUAGUAUUACAAAACUCCCACAUAAACACCAAGGAGAUACUAAAAGAUUCAGUUGCUUUAGUGAAUCAGUAUAAAUAUUGUGAUAACUACAAAAAUACUUCCCAAAUAGAUGAUUUUACAAUUUUAAGAUUUGCUUCAGCUAUACAAAACUCAUCGAUUCUUAGGAAAUAUCUUGAACUGUACAAUGUGCCUGAUACAAAGUGAUAUUUCAGUAUAAUUAAUAGUGAAUUAGCUAUUAAUUAUCAUGGAGAGAGAGAGAGAGAGAGAGAUUUUGCUAUUUUGAAAAUAAUACUCCUGUUUAAUCUUCAUAUAUGUCAAUACUUCGUGAUUAUUUGUGUAGUCUUUCAUAGGUGCCUUAAUCAUCACGUUGCAGUUAUGACAUAAUCAACUAUUUUGUAUAUUUCAAACUACAAAUAAAACGUUGCUGUUUGUUAUUCAUAAUAGUCUUA
This is a messenger RNA of Linepithema humile (Argentine ant), 1956 nucleotides long. RefSeq lists its product as uncharacterized. Gene Ontology annotation, cellular component: cytoplasm. The record is from RefSeq and is a predicted model, not a curated record. Lineage: Eukaryota; Metazoa; Arthropoda; Insecta; Hymenoptera; Formicidae. Gene Ontology annotation, molecular function: glycosyltransferase activity.